Molecule: messenger RNA, 4552 nt
Organism: Diatraea saccharalis (sugarcane borer)
Lineage: Eukaryota; Metazoa; Arthropoda; Insecta; Lepidoptera; Crambidae
Source: the annotation of a GenBank genome assembly
AACAAAUUAGUUAUUUUGAAUAUCUGUGUUUAGGUCAAAGGAUGACAAAUUUUACAAGAUUUGGUUCAGUAGAUUCGGAAAAAAGGCUUUUUGUACGGAACUUUAAUAAAGUCAAUUUCAUAUUUGACGAAGAAUCUAGUUUAGAUCUAUUAAUAUCAUGUGUAAACUUUACAUCUACCUAGGAAAAUUUGAUACCUUUUUUUUCCUUAAUGUUCUACUCUUUAAACUUGUCUCCUUUAUUUUGUAGUUGUGUGGACACCCUAUUAGAAAGAGAGGAAGGGGACCUAAGGAAUGAAAUAGAAAACAUUCAAGGUCAAAUUUUUAUGCUUCAAGUAGGUAUGGAGGAGUUUGGUCUCCAGUUAUUUCUUUAGCUUCAUGAUUGUAAUAGAUUCCGCACACCAUUGGCUUGGAGUAAAAGCAAGAGUAUAUGUUCCUUGAGUAAAAGUGUUCUGUGAUUGGCUACGACUACUUACUCUAUUCUGUGACAACAAUCACAAAGUAUACAAAAAUCUGUCAAAAUAUUUUUCAUAUUUGCACAAAAAAUAUCGCAAUAAAGUGCAAGUUCCGCUUGGAAUGUUGAAUAUUCUCAUGAAAUUAUCAAUAUAAUGUAUACAAAAAAUUUUAUACCUACGCUCAUCAACAUUUUUUAUGUAUGCAUAAGUUUAUUCCCACAAACGCUAGCUUUCUUUUCUCCGUAUCCUCGGGUGAAACUAGAGGCAAAGACCGAUGGAGAUGCUGGAGACCCAUUGAUUCUUACACCAUAUCUGAAGAAAAGGUCUAUAAAUCUAGCUCAAAACCUGUCCAGAGUAGCUUUGCCGGAGUUAACAGGUUACCCAAGUUAUGCCGGCUUUUUCACCGUAGAUGAAACGUACAAUUCAAACUUAUAUUUUUGGUAUUUUACACCAUUCUCUAAGAAAGUAGACGCACCCGUGAUUCUUUGGCUUCAAGGCGGCCCUGGAGGGAGUUCUCUAUUUGGACUAUUCACGGAAUUGGGGCCAUUGAUAGCUAAUAAAAGUGGUUUUAAGUUAAGAAAGUACCAUUGGGCAUUAGAUAAUCAUGUAAUUUUUAUAGACAAUCCUGUGGGGACAGGCUUCAGCUUUACACAAAGUGAGGAAGGAUAUUGUACUAAUGAAACUUGUAUAGCUAAGGGACUUUACAGUGCUCUACAACAGUUUUUUACUCUAUUUCCCGAUCUGAGAAAAAACUCUUUUUGCAUUGCUGGAGAAUCAUAUGCAGGAAAGUAUGUGCCAGCAUUAGCUAUAGAGAUACAUAAUCAGAAUGCUAAUAGUAGCAAUAUACCCAUCAAUUUGAAAUGUUUAGCAAUGGGAAAUGCAUAUUGUGACCCAAUUAAUCAAAUGGACUACGGCAAUUACCUUUAUCAGCAUGGUCUAAUAGACGACAAUCAGUUGGUUGUCUUUGAAAAAAUGCAGUCUAACAUUGAAGUGGAAAUAAAGAAAAAUCAUUGGGAAAAUGCUGAUUUCCUUAUGAACACACUUAUUGAUGGAGAUUUGACCAAUUUUUCAUAUUUUAAAUCAUAUACCGGUUUCAAAGAUUACUAUAACAUUUUAAACACACAAAGCUUGGAUAAUUUAUCUGUGUUCACUGAUUUACUACAUAAUGAUAAAAUAAGACGUAUCGUACAUGUUGGUGGUCUUCCUUUCAACUCCGGUGAGGAAGUACAAUUCAAUUUAAUAUUUGAUAUACUUAAAUCUGUAGCACCUUAUAUUGCAGAGCUCCUUUCACAUUACCGGAUAAUGUUUUACAAUGGACAGCUUGACAUCAUAGUUGCAUAUCCUUUAACAGAGAAUUUCUUACAUAAGCUUGAAUUUUCUUCAGCAACAGAGUAUAAAGUGGCUAAAAGAAAUAUAUGGAGAGUUGAUGGUGAAAUAGCAGGAUAUUUUAAAAAAGCUGGCAAUUUGACUGAAGUUUUGGUCCGUAAUGCUGGACACAUGGUACCACAUGACCAACCAAAAUGGGCCUUGAAUCUCAUAAAUAAUUUCAUUCAUAAUAAAUUAUAGCUGUGAUGGUCAUAAUUGAUAUCAUUAUCUUAUCAAAUCUAGGUUAUUUAGUUCAAUGUAUAAUUUAUAUUUGAUAGAUUCAUAUUAUUUGAAGGGUGUAAAUGCAAUAUUAUCAAUUUAUUAACUAUUUUAAUUUAUAUAAGAUUUAUGUACUAAGUUGUUUUAUAGAAAAAAUAUUUUAUAAAUAAAAGUUAUGUAUUGAUUAUUAUUUUAUUAUUUUCACAAAAAAUAAAUUAUUAAAUGGAAGUCAAAUUCAGUUUUACAGCAAAAAUAUGACAGUUCUUGAUAUACAUUAAUGAAGUUCAUAAUUCUGGAAAGUCAAUCACAAAACUAAAACAUACUAGACUUAUUAAUGUCGAAUGAAUCAAUUAUGUAAAAUUAAUAAUAAUAAUUAAAUUGUUAAAUUAAUUACAUACUUAUGUUAUUACAAUUUUAUACAUGCAUAAUAUGGUACAGCAAUGUUAUGAUCCAGUUGCAUAUCGAUAACUUCAAUAGUAUCAAUAUUAUUGCAACAAAAUUUACCUAUAACCAAUAGUCUAUCAGUCAGUUGCAUAAAUAUCACUUUGAACGAAUGACAAUUUUAUUGGACGUUCAUGCAACUGGCUGUAUGACAACCAGUGGCCUAAUUGUCUAAUAUUAAAAUCUAUCACAAUCACUUUGAAUUUAACAUGUGAUGGCAAUUGCAAUCACGAUGUUUAUUUGAGAGUUAUUGAAUGAACGAUAUCGUUUAUUUUACGUUAAUCUGAUUAAUAUCUGACAGCUACUGGGAAAUGUCGAACGAAAUUAAUUGUAUAUGACAUUGAUAUUAAUCAAAUCACCAUUCGUUCCAAAAGCAAUUAUGACUUAAAAAGUUAUACAUCAUUCCAUAAAUCACUAUCAUAACCGCUAUAGGUUUGAAAGGGAUUGUAAUAGAUUUUAAAAUUAGACAAUUACGCCUAUAUAUCUCGGUUCAAUAACAAUGUAUUCAUUAUUGAAGCAGUUUUUCAAUUACGAUCUCUAUUGUCAUAUUUAAAAGAGUGUUUAUAGCAUGAUAUGGCCUAUUAAUUUUUGCAACUAAGGUUGUCAUUUAUUAUAUUUUUUAAUACUUCAAUUUCUUAAAAUUUUCAAAAAAAUCUUGUAUCAGUAAUUAAAUACAUUAAUUAUAUUACCUACGUAUUUGGAAAACUUAUAUAAAUCUGAUUAAGUAAACAGUAAAUUGAGCAGAAUGCUAGCGCCAUCUUUUAACAGUUAAAAAUAAUGAAUCUGUGGCGUCAAAAAGGGAGGAUCCAGAUUUUAACACGGGAGAGGUCUAGUCAGGACAAUGCAUUUUAUAAAAUUCAUUAUAAAAAAUAUCAACAAUUAAGCGCCUUUGAACGGCACACCUGAACACUAACUGCUGAUAAUAAAUACAUAUUCAUGAUAAUUUGAAAUUAUUAACAUUUGUAAAUUGUUUUCAGAAUAACAUGAUAUAUGAGGUAGCUAUCGGAAAAUAUAUGUAUGCAAUUUUGACAUAUUCAUGUAAAUAUUGAGAAACAUAGAUUAGAUAGGACAAUGCUUACUACAGAGUAUUUAAGUUUUUCUUCAAUAUCCAAUCAUUUUGACAAAGCUUAGUGUAUUAUAGACUAAUUUUGUUCUUUAUUCCAUGUAGACAAUAACGCGGCAAGAAGCAAGUUAUAGUAAUAAAUAGUGUCAAAAUUGUAUACAUGUUUACACAGCAACACGAGAAUCGAAGGACGGCACGGGCGAGAUAAAAACAUCGCGCGACAAAAUCACAAUUGUUUAAUCGCUCGUACGAUUGGUAGCCAAAUAAAACACCCCUUACAUUAUGCAACUAUGCCAGUAGCGCAGUUAGCGCGUCUAGGAAUUGAGUUCGUUGUGCGAUCGGUAAUGUUAUGACUGAAGAAUCUAGAAAGUCUAAUGAUACCGUAACUCCGCUCUUAGUCGCCGCUUGUUCGAACGCAGCACCAAACAGACUGAGGAAAGAAAUUCAGAUAUACUAUUUCUUUUGUUAAAUAUGUUACAUAAAAUAAGGGAAAAUUCUUUUUCAAAAUACUCGUUCAUAUCUCAAGUAACUAAACCCACAAUGGAGGUACCACAAAGUACAGGUCAGAGAAAACAUAGAAUAGUUAAUUUUUUAAAUCAAACCGGCAGAGAUUGUGACCACUUUUGGUUAAUGGAGUUUUUGACAAUAUCUGUCUCUUUGAAAAGCCUCCCGAUUUUAAGUCCCGUUUAAUGUAUCAAUAGAAAAUAAUUUUAAGUCGAGAAGAUAUUAUUAUUAUAUUUGAUCAAUUAUGCAGUCACAAUGCUAUACUGAAAAAUAUUCUUAAUGAAAAAUGUUUAAAAACUUUGCCAGAGUGCCAGGGCUCUGAAAUGAGACUCGAACCAAUGACAUUUCGCAAUUCUAUCCUAUAUUUAGAGCAGUCGCCGGCAUUCUGAGUGGAUUUUUUAAGCAUUUUUUUUAUUAAGAAAAUAUUUAGCCAGAUGCACAAACAUCCAUUAGAACUUUCAUUAGUUUAAAGCGACAAUACCCAUUCAAAUUUGACAUUCAUUAGAGC